This is a messenger RNA of Neurospora crassa OR74A, 2123 nucleotides long. RefSeq names its product inorganic pyrophosphatase. The transcript has 3 exons. Gene Ontology annotation, biological process: phosphate-containing compound metabolic process. NCBI's taxonomy places the organism in Eukaryota, Fungi, Ascomycota, Sordariomycetes, Sordariales, Sordariaceae. Bases 299 to 1840 code for a protein of 513 amino acids. The record is from RefSeq and is a predicted model, not a curated record. Gene Ontology annotation, molecular function: inorganic diphosphate phosphatase activity; magnesium ion binding. Gene Ontology annotation, cellular component: nucleus; cytoplasm.
CCCCAAGUAGAUCUGCUCUUUGGUUGAAAAACCUGGGGCAUUUUGUUGUUGUUCAAGCCACAUGAGGUUGAGUGGAGUUGAUGACCGCUUGAAGAACCAACACCAUACAUACUACAUACCUAUCUGUACAUACUCAGCCAACGAGACUCGAUCGUCAGAUUGCGUGGGAUCAUCGAGUGUCAUCAAGAGUUCAGCGUCCGGGGGGGUGUGGUGACAGCGGUGAGGGUACAAAGGUACAGCCGUGGACGGGACAGACAGCACACGCUGGAGCCAAGCCCCACUCUUCGGCAACGUUAGGAUGGAAGUGGCCCCAGCUUACGAGCCUCGCUCAGCCAGGACCCUGGAGGCAGCAUUGAUUGAGAAGAAGAAAGAAGAAGCCGCGGCCAAAGUGAGCCGAGUGAGCAACAAGCCGACUCUGAUCAUCAGGAACAGGGCGACCGAAUACUUACAGCACCCCUCCCGACGCUUUCUUCAAACCAUCCACGUCUCACCUGCUGUGACUCUAAUGCGGUCUCAGAGCCUAGUCAGGUUGCAGUUGCUGGCAAAGACGCGGUGCCGGCCAUUGCACUUCCAGCCCCAGAGCAUCAGACAGCACAGCACGCUCCUCCCGCUCCCGCACCCGCGCCCGUCGUCGCAGCCACACAUCUUCCACGGCUACGGCCACCUCCCGUCCGUCCAAAACAUGCCGCCACAAUUCGGCCGUCCCGGCCAAUCGCAGGCCCGCACGCUGGCGUCACUUGGCGGGCCCCAGUCCAAUUCCACACACACCCCGUGCCCGGUCGGAGGGGGAGCUGGGACCCCUCCCCCUCCAUCGGCUGGCAAUGGAUCGGGGGGGCCUGCCCAAUCUCCGAAUACAAAACCGCUGCUGGGCUCAUCCACCCUGACGAGACCAAACAUCACCACCGCCAUUUCCUCCGCCAGAACACAACAGAUUGCCCGGCAUCUCUCGUCGAGCUCAGUCGCAACCAUGGCUUCCCAGUACAGCGUCCGCAAGGUUGGCGCUCCCUACACCUUGGAGCACCGCGUCUACAUCGAGAAGGAUGGCGUCCCCGUCUCGCCCUUCCACGAUAUCCCGCUCUAUGCCAAUGCCGAGCAGACCAUCCUCAACAUGGUCGUUGAGAUUCCCCGCUGGACCAACGCCAAGCAGGAGAUCUCCAAGGAGGAGCUCCUGAACCCCAUCAAGCAGGACACCAAGAAGGGCAAGCUCCGCUUCGUCCGCAACUGCUUCCCCCACAAGGGCUACCUCUGGAACUACGGUGCCUUCCCCCAGACCUGGGAGGACCCCAACUCCAUCCACCCCGAGACCAAGGCCAAGGGUGACAACGACCCGCUCGACGUCUGCGAGAUCGGUGAGCUCGUCGGCUACACCGGCCAGGUCAAGCAGGUCAAGGUCCUCGGUGUCAUGGCCCUUCUCGACGAGGAGGAGACUGACUGGAAGGUCAUUGUCAUCGACGUCAACGACCCUCUUGCCCCCAAGCUCAACGACGUUGAGGAUGUUGAGCGUCACCUUCCCGGCCUUAUCCGUGCCACCAACGAGUGGUUCCGUAUCUACAAGAUCCCUGACGGCAAGCCCGAGAACCAGUUCGCCUUCACUGGCGAGUGCAAGAACAAGACGUACGCCAUGGACGUCGUCCGUGAGUGCAACGAAGCCUGGGAGCGUCUCAUCACCGGCAAGACUGCCCCUGGCGGUGUCUCCACCACCAACGUCACUGUCCAGCACUCCAGCAGCCGUGUUGCCCCUGACCAGCUUCCUCCCCUCCCUCCCAACGAGAAUCUCCCCCCUGCCCCUAUCGAUAGCUCCAUCGACAAGUGGUUCUUCAUCAGCGGUGCUUCCGCUUAGAGAGUUCGUUUGUUGAGGUAGAAUAAAGAUAAUUUAUUGGCACUUUGUUGUAUUGGUCAAUUCGUCGUGAACAAUCCUCCAUGGUGUUACCCUCAUGCGUUGUUUUGCGUAGAGUCGAACGUCUUUGCAACAAGGUAUGCGCGGUCAGAGAUUGGCCAUUUCUGAGGCUGUAGUCCAUGCCGUGGGAUAGGGACUUGUCGAGGAGAUGCUCGACAUUCUUGCGCCAUGAGUUUCGCCGUUGAAAUAUACCGAUACCGUUGAUGAAUUCCCCAUCGAAGGAAAC